AUGGCAGAACCCGCCGCAAAGCGUGCCCUGACCGAGGCCAAUGACCAGGGCAAUGGAGUGGAAAAGUCUCUCGAUGCGGCAGCAGCAACAACAUGGUCGCCCACCUCGUGGCGCUCGUUCCCCAUCCAGCAGCAACCCGAAUACGAGGACAUGCCCCAGCUCAAGCAAGUCUGCGACGACAUUAGCCGCUUACCCCCGAUUGUUCAACCUGCCGAAAUCGACCGUCUCAAGGCUCAGCUCGGCGAGGUGGCUGCUGGACGACGCUUCAUCCUGCAGGGCGGCGACUGCGCAGAACGCUUCAUGGACUGCACGCCAGACCGGAUUGAAGCCAAGCUCAAGAUUCUGCUGCAAAUGAGCCUGGUCAUGGUUUGGGGCGCCCGCGUGCCCCUCGUGCGCAUCGGGCGCAUCGCAGGCCAAUACAUGAAACCCCGCUCCCAGGCCCUGGAAAAGGUUGAUGGCCAAGAUGUCUACACCUACAAAGGCGACAGCAUCAACUCGUUUGACCUGUCUGCCCGCCAACCCGACCCCAACCGCCUUCGAGAAGCCUUUUUUUACUCCACCUCCACCAUGAACUACGUCCGCAGCCUUCUCUCCUCGGGCUUUGCCGAUCUGCACCACCCCGACACCUGGGACCUCUCCUUUGUCAAAGUCGGUGACAAGCGCAAAAUCUACGAAGAUGUCAUUGCCGUGGGACCCACCACCGUCAUCUCCGAGCUCAUCGACCUCGUCCGCAAGAUCAACCCGACCGAUGAACCCGGUCGCAUCACCCUCAUCACGCGUUUUGGCCACGACAAGGUCCAAGAACUCUUGCCCCCCGUCAUUCGCGCCAUCAAGGCUGCCAACAUUACCGUCGCCUGGGAAUGCGACCCCAUGCACGGCAAUACGCGCAAGGCCGACGGUGGCAUCAAGACGCGCUCCUUCGAUCACAUCCUAAAAGAGCUUCUCACCACCUUUGACGUCCAUCGUGACGAGCAAUCUUGGCUUGGUGGCAUCCACUUUGAGCUGACCGGUGACGACGUCACCGAAUGCACCGGUGGUUCCACCGGCCUGCGCGAUGCGGAUCUGGCCGCCAACUAUGAAUCCUUUUGUGACCCACGCCUCAACUGUCACCAGAGCCUUGAAAUGGCCUUUCUCAUGGCCGAACGCCUCAAACAGGUUCGCCACCAUUCGACUUGA
Monosiga brevicollis MX1 is the source of this 1176-nucleotide messenger RNA. RefSeq lists its product as uncharacterized. The transcript is spliced from 3 exons. Gene Ontology annotation, biological process: aromatic amino acid biosynthetic process. NCBI's taxonomy places the organism in Eukaryota, Choanoflagellata, Craspedida, Salpingoecidae. Gene Ontology annotation, molecular function: 3-deoxy-7-phosphoheptulonate synthase activity. The record is from RefSeq and is a predicted model, not a curated record. The coding region runs from base 1 to 1176 and encodes 391 amino acids.